AUGGUUGAUAGUGAGACUGUUAAUAAGUACACGCAUUUUUUACCUUUUGAUUCUUGGCACAUUGUUCCUGCUGUGGGUAAAUCUGGUGGUAUGGCUUUUGGGUUUUUAAAAAAUUCAAGUUUAGAGGUUUUAAGCAGUACUUUUAAUAUGAUUCAUGUAGUAUGCGAUAUCACUCCAAUAAUUAAGAAUUGUUUGGUCACUUUCAUCUAUGGAGCUUUAAAUACUUUAUGUAUCAGAAAUCAGUGGAACUACUUGAAAUAUUUCAAUGAGUCGGACAAUAGGCCUUGGCUUUUAUUAGGUGACUUCAACUUUAUACUGAAUGUCUCAGAAAAACAGGGAGGAAUUCCUGAAAAUUCGUUAGCGUCUGAUUUUAUUAAGAACUCUCUUUCGAUGUUAAAUAUGCAUGAUGUUUUCUCUUUUGGAAAUCCGUUUACUUGGUGCAACAGAAGAUUCAAAAAUCCUUCUGAGCUUAUAUUUGAAAAACUGGAUAGGGGAUUUAUUAAUGAUAAUUGGGUUUCGCUGCUACCUCAAACUAGGGUUACGAAUCUAGGUAGAGUUUUCUCAAAUCAUUGCCCCAUCUUGCUGCAAUGUUUUCAUAGUACUGAUAAACUUGCUAUUCCUUUUAAGUACUUUAAAUGCUGGCAAGCUAACCCUGAAUUCAAAGAUAUUCUUGUUAAUUCUUGGAAAAAGUUAAGAAACAUGUACAACACCAUACAUAUGCUUAAAGAUAAUCAAGGUAAUUGGCUGGAAAAUAAAGAUCAAGUCCUUCACCUCCUUGAUGAUCAUUUUAAAAAAAUAUUUGCUUCUUCUAUGCCGAGAAACUCUGAUAUUGAUGAUGUGCUUAUGGAUAUCAAGCCUAUCAUUUCUGAUGAGCUCAAUUCUGAGCUUGUUGCUAUACCUUCUGAGAAUGAGAUAUUUACAACUAUUAAAAAUAUGGCGCCUUGGAAAUACCCCGGACCUGAUGGUUUUCUGGAUGGGUUCUUCAGGGAUAAUUGGGAUCACAUUUCAACUGAAGUUAUUAAUCACUCUGCAUUUAUAGCUAAUAAGCAAAUACAUGAUAACAUCAUCAUUAGUCAUGAAAUUCUGCAUUCCUUUAAAACUAGAAAGAGGAAAAAUAACAAAGAUGGUUUCAUGGCUAUUAAGUUAGAUUUAUCUAAAGCCUUUGAUAGGCUGGAAUGGCCAUUCAUAAUUGCUGUGUUUAAAAAUUUGGGUUUUUCGGAUGACUGGUGCCAGGUUAUUCACCAAUGCAUUAACACUGUCUCUUAUUCUAUUCUUGUGAAUGGAUCUCCAGGGUAA
Papaver somniferum (opium poppy) is the source of this 1296-nucleotide messenger RNA. RefSeq lists its product as uncharacterized. Lineage: Eukaryota; Viridiplantae; Streptophyta; Magnoliopsida; Ranunculales; Papaveraceae. The coding region runs from base 1 to 1296 and encodes 431 amino acids. The transcript has 3 exons. The record is from RefSeq and is a predicted model, not a curated record.